AUGGAUGGGAACUCAGCCGUUGGGAAGAUGGCUUCUCCAUCCUGUGCCAUGGGCCCCCUGGACAGUAUGGAGUUGCUGGAUCUGUUGUUUGACCGGCAGGAUGGCAUUCUGAGACAUGUGGAGUUGGGUGAAGGAUGGGGCCACACCGUGGAGGACCAGAAGGUAUUAUCAAAUUCUGACUCCGAUGACUUCUUGAGCUCCAUCCUGGGACCUGCAGACUCAGCCCCCAACUCCCCUAUCUGGUCCCCUGCUGCCAGCGACAGUGGCAUCUCUGAGGACCUGCCAUCUGACACGCAGGACACCCCUCCACACAGUGGACCGGCUGUCAUUGAAGCCCAGCGUCAUCCCACCGAGCCUGGCAAGGGGACCUGCCCUUCCUAUGUUCCCAGCCCUGCAUGCCCCACCAGGCCUCCAGCAUCCCAAGCAGUUGAGGCCUCUGUGGCCAUCGACCUGGACAUGUGGGGUGCUGGAGGCCCAUAUGUGGAGGAGCAGACUGGCUCUCCCUCCCGGUUCAACCUCACCGUGAAGGAACUUCUACUGUCUGGCAGUGCAGGAGACUCGCAACAGCACCAGCUAGCCACCCCACACCUGCUGCGGUCAGGGAAUGGACACUGUCAGGAGCUGGUGUUGACGGAGGAUGAGAAGAAACUUCUGGCUAAGGAAGGUGUCACUCUGCCCACCCAGCUGCCUCUUACCAAGUAUGAGGAACGCGUGCUGAAGAAAAUCCGCAGAAAAAUCCGGAACAAACAAUCGGCUCAAGAGAGCAGGAAGAAGAAAAAAGAAUACAUCGAUGGUCUGGAGACGCGGAUGUCGGCCUGCACCGCCCAGAACCAGGAGCUGCAGAGGAAAGUCCUGCACCUGGAGAAGCAAAACCUGUCCCUCUUGGAGCAGCUGAAGAAACUGCAGGCCAUCGUGGUCCAGUCUACAAGCAAAUCGGCCCAGACGGGCACUUGUAUUGCAGUCCUUCUGCUCUCUUUUGCCCUCAUCGUCCUCCCCUCCAUCAGCCCUUUCGCUUCCAGAAAAGCCGAGAACCCUGGGGACUUCGUGCCUGUGCGAGUGUUUUCCAGAACAUUGCACACCAACGAUGCCUCCCGUGUGGCUCCCGACACCUCUCCAGGCUCCGAGGCCCCAGGACCUUGGCACGACGUAGGCCCACCUCCCAAAGGGUCUUCCCCAGGCAGCCUCGGGGCAGACUGGGGGAACUUUCUGGAAAUACCCAUGGUGGGCAAUUUGACGGGGGACCUUGACAACUCCACACUGAUGUUGGCCAACUCCACAGAGGGCCUGGGCCAGGCCAAACUGCUGGACUGGGUGGCCCCAGAGCCACUGCUCAGCCCAGGACGUGUGGGGCUGGAGGCAGCAGGAGAGGAGCUCUGA
Messenger RNA from Jaculus jaculus (lesser Egyptian jerboa), 1377 nucleotides. It is a transcript of the gene Creb3l3, whose product is annotated as cAMP responsive element binding protein 3 like 3. The record is from RefSeq and is a predicted model, not a curated record. The transcript is spliced from 10 exons. Bases 1 to 1377 code for a protein of 458 amino acids. Lineage: Eukaryota; Metazoa; Chordata; Mammalia; Rodentia; Dipodidae. Gene Ontology annotation, molecular function: RNA polymerase II cis-regulatory region sequence-specific DNA binding; DNA-binding transcription factor activity, RNA polymerase II-specific. Gene Ontology annotation, biological process: regulation of transcription by RNA polymerase II. Gene Ontology annotation, cellular component: nucleus.